This is a messenger RNA of Penicillium chermesinum, 1554 nucleotides long. RefSeq names its product Alpha/Beta hydrolase protein. The record is from RefSeq and is a predicted model, not a curated record. The transcript has a single exon. NCBI's taxonomy places the organism in Eukaryota, Fungi, Ascomycota, Eurotiomycetes, Eurotiales, Aspergillaceae. Bases 1 to 1554 code for a protein of 517 amino acids.
AUGCAAUUCCUCGUGUCCUUGCUCUGGCUUGCCAGUGUGGGACGGGCCAGCUCAAAGGCGACCUCCGAUUCCGCCUUGACUGUGAAGACCAAUACUGGCAUCUUCACAGGCGUCCAGAAUUCCUACCAUGCAACUGUUCGGGAAUUCCGAAACAUUCCAUAUGCGCAAUCUCCGGUGGGAAAAUUCCGCUUUCUACCUCCAGAAACCUUGCCUCACUCCGACGAACAUAUCUAUUCGACGCGGUUCCCUCCCUCAUGUCCUCAAUUCGAGGGGACCUCCCCAAGUUUCUGGAAUACAUAUGGAACCUACUUCUUGCCACAGAACGGCAACCAAAAUCACUCCAAUGGCCAGAGUCUGCAGACAGGGUCAGAGGACUGUCUCCGCUUGGCUAUCUGGACUCCGUAUCAUGUUGCCAAAGGCAGCAAGCUUCCAGUCAUUGUCUGGUUACCUGGUGGAGGCUUCACAUCCGGUGGAGUAGACGUUAUAUGCCAGAAGCCCCAGAGUUGGGUUAGCCGUACCCAGGGACAUAUUGUGGUGUCUGUAAACUAUCGCGUGGGCAUCUUCGGUUUUCCCAACGCUGCAGGCUCCGACUCGCCCAAUGUCGGUCUUCUUGACCAGCGCAAAGCCCUUGAAUGGGUCCAUGAGAACAUCGAGGCCUUUGGAGGAGACCCGGAGGCUAUUACACUUUGGGGCCAGUCCGCAGGUGCCAUUAGUACUGAUUACCACAACUACGCUUACUGGGAUAACCCGAUUGUGAGAAGCAGCUUCUCCCAGUCCGGGACCGCGCUGAAGGGCACUGCCACAGAGGACUAUUCGCACACGAACUUUACUUUUGUGGCGAAGAGUCUAGGUUGUGACUUUCCCAACAACCCGAAGGCCGAGCUCCAGUGCUUCCAAAACGUCCCUGCUACACAGAUAACGAACUUCAUCGGCACCACCAACGAGACAAUCUCAUUCAAUCCGAUCAUUGACGAAAAGCUCGUCUUUUCAAACUACACUGCCAGGGCUGCGGAAGGGAAGCUCGCCAAUAUCCCCAGCAUCUAUUCCGACGUCGCCAACAACGACGCUACGCUAGCUCCAUGGCCCUCCUCGAACGUGACAGUCGGCCCCUGGGAACCGGCCAUUGUCGCGGGCACCCUCUCUGGCUGGGUCUGUGCCACCGCAAACACGAGUAACAUGCGUCACGCUGCGAACCGCCUUACCUACCGCUACCAGUAUGCUGGACGGUGGUCUCAUGUGGAGCCGUUUCCCUGGCUUGGGGCCUAUCAUUCUUCGGAUAACCCGAUGAUAUACGGUACUUACUGGCUGAAUACGACGAAUGCCACGACAGGCCCGACUGAGGCGGAGGCUCAGACGAGUGAGACUAUGCAAGAUAUGAUUUUUGCUUUCUUGAAGGAUCCUGUGAAGGGGCCUCCUGCCCUCGGGUGGCUACCGUAUACUUAUGGGUCGAAUGUGCUUCGUUUUGGAGCCGACGGAGUGCCAGUGCAGAAUGUGAGUGGGUAUGAGAUUGACGGGCCUUGUUACGGGAAUGGGACAUACAACCCUUAUCCCUAG